AUGGCCCUCUCGCGGCAGCACCGCCGCUUCCUCUUCCUCUUCCUCUUCGUUGUCGUCGUCUCCGUCCUCACCUUCUGGUCCCGGCUAGCCCUCGCCUGGCGCGACUUCGGAUACCUGACCCGACCGCUGUGGGACCACCCCGAGCGCCCCUUCACAGUCGUCCCCCACUACCCGCGGUCGACGCUCUCGUCCUCCGAAUGGUGCUCCCUCCACGGCUGGAAGCCGCGCACAUCAACACCCAAGGUCUUUGACGCCGUGAUCUUCUCCGUCGAGAUCGACCUGCUCCAGCUUCGCUUGCGGGAACUCUACGACGUGGUUGACGGCUUUGUCAUCCUCGAGAGCGACCGGACGUUCACGGGCUUGCCGAAGAAUACGACCUUUGCGGACAACAAGCACCUCUUCGACUGGGCGUCGGACAAGAUCCACUACGCUUUCCACGAGGGUCACGAGCUCAAGCCGGGCGAGCACCCUUUUGACCAGGAGGCGCAGAUGCGCACGUCGAUGAACGCAGCGCUCGAGAGGGCAGGCGUGCGGCAGGGCGACCUCGUGCUGAUGAGCGACGUCGAUGAGCUCCCCCGCGCGUCCACGCUGGAACUGCUCAAGACCUGCGACUAUGGUGAUGUGAUCCACCUCCAGCUCGCAAACUACGUUUACUCGUUCGAGUUCCUGCUCGACCACGACAGCUGGCGCGCCUCUGUCCGUCGCCACCCCUCGACGGGGUACUCGCACGGCCGCGUGUCUGAGACCCUCCUCGGGGACGCGGGGUGGCACUGCAGUUUCUGCUUUAGACACAUCGCCGACUUCCAGUUCAAGAUGCAAGCGUACUCGCACGCGGACCGGAGCCGCGCCGAGCUCCUCGGCGAAGAGCGCAUCCAGAAGGUCAUCUGCGACGGGACGGAUAUCUUCGACAUGCUCCCCGAGGCGUACUCUUGGAGCGAGCUUGCGCGCAAGAUGGCGCCGAUGCAGAGGACGAACUCGGCCAUGGACGUGCCGCGCUUGCUGAAGGAGAAGCCGGAACAGUACCGCUACCUCCUGCCAGGUGGGUGUGAGCGCGAGAAGGCGUAA
Messenger RNA from Trichosporon asahii var. asahii CBS 2479, 1065 nucleotides. Its product is annotated as beta-1,4-mannosyl-glycoprotein. The transcript has a single exon. The record is from RefSeq and is a predicted model, not a curated record. Gene Ontology annotation, cellular component: membrane. Gene Ontology annotation, molecular function: beta-1,4-mannosylglycoprotein 4-beta-N-acetylglucosaminyltransferase activity. Gene Ontology annotation, biological process: protein N-linked glycosylation; N-acetylglucosamine metabolic process. The coding region runs from base 1 to 1065 and encodes 354 amino acids. Lineage: Eukaryota; Fungi; Basidiomycota; Tremellomycetes; Trichosporonales; Trichosporonaceae.